Messenger RNA from Rhizophagus irregularis DAOM 181602=DAOM 197198, 1407 nucleotides. NCBI's taxonomy places the organism in Eukaryota, Fungi, Glomeromycota, Glomeromycetes, Glomerales, Glomeraceae. The record is from RefSeq and is a predicted model, not a curated record.
AUGGAUAACGAUGACAACAAAAAUAAUAAUAAUAAAACCAGCAGCAAACGUUCUUUAGAUUUUAAUAAUUUAAAACGCCUAAAACCUACUACUAAAUCUAGUACUAGGUCUACUAGAUCUACUAGAUCGUCAACAAGUAUAAAUACAGAAAUCAACGAACAAAAUAAUUUGAAAGAUACCAAAGCCAAUCAUCAAACAAUUUCAGACGCUUCACAAAUAGAGACUCCAAAAAAGACGAAAAUUGCAAGGUUAGAUUUGUUUCGUGAUAGAGAUAUUGAUGAGAUUAUUAUCAGUACCAAUAAAACUACCAAAGGAUCUUCUCAAGCAAUAAAUGAAUCAUCAACAAUAUCCUCUUAUAUCCCUUUAGUGGUAAUUUCUCCUCCUUCCUUCUCUCCUUCUUCUUCUAUUAAAACAACGAUAUCUGAUAAAGCAGCAUCUGGUAAUAAGGCAGCAUCUGGUAAAAUAUCCUCUUAUAUUCCUUCAGUGGUAAUUUCUCCUCCUUUUUCAAUUAAAACAACGAUAUCUGAUAAAGAAGCGUCUAAUAAAGUAGCGUCUGAUAAAGCAUCUGAUAAAGCAGCAUCUGGUAAAACAGCAUCUGGUAAAGCAGCAUUCGGUAAAAUAACAUCUGGCAAAGCAUCUGGUAAAGCAGCAUCCAGUUCUAGUAAAUCAUCAUCAUCCAGCGUUAAGGCAGUGAUUAGUAAAGAAUUGCCAUUAGAUAAUAAUGUGACAACAUCAUUAUUUAAAGUAACGGAUCAAGCAGUUAGUUCUGGUGAAUUUGCCAAAUUAAUACAAAUUAAUCAAAAAACAGCAUCAAAACUCAACACGAUUAUUAAUAAUCAAAAAAGGUUUAAAGCUAUGUUAAAUGAACAAAAAGACCAGAUUUCAAAUAUAAUGUCGGUAUUAGAUUCUCAUCGCAACGUUGAAACUGAAGUCGAGGUUAAAAAAAAGGGUAAAACGAAAAAGAAAGACAAAAACUCAGAUGAAUUUUAUCACUUACUUGCUGCAAAUCGCGUUAAAAAAGGUUACUACAUUAGAAAAUUGAAAGAAAGUUUAUGGAGUACUUUCGAUUUAUACAAACCGAGCGACUCACAUGAUCUGUCAUCUGAUAUUUAUAUUUCGUUAAUAAUUAAAUCAGUUUUUGCAUCUAAUAAAGAGCAUGCCAUUUGGGUUCAGUCGGUAUUAGAAGUUAUAUUUGAUGAGGAACACCUUUCGUCAAAAAUCGAUACAGACAUUGAUUCUGAAGAAUGUGAAUAUGAAUCUUCGCCCAAAACACCUAUAACACCUAUUGACGAUGAUGAUGAAAUCAUUGAAGUUGAUCAUCGUGUUGAUGAUGUUUAUGAUAAACAUAUGACGGAUGAUAAUCAAGCAGCUGAUUUAGAAAUUGCUGAUUUAGAAGGAGAGCAAUAA